AGCCGCCCCAGCCCAACGUCUCCGCCGGCGCCGCCAUGGCCGACGUGGAGGACGGCGAAGAGCCCUGCGCCCUGGCGUCUCACUCCGGGAGCGCGGGCUCCAAGCAGGCAGGCGACAAGAUGUUCUCGCUCAAGAAGUGGAACGCAGUGGCCAUGUGGAGCUGGGACGUGGAGUGCGACACGUGCGCCAUCUGCAGGGUGCAGGUGAUGGAUGCCUGCCUUAGAUGUCAAGCUGAAAACAAACAAGAGGAUUGUGUUGUGGUCUGGGGAGAAUGCAAUCACUCCUUCCACAACUGCUGCAUGUCCCUGUGGGUGAAGCAGAACAACCGCUGCCCUCUCUGCCAGCAGGACUGGGUGGUCCAAAGAAUCGGCAAGUGAGCUGGUGCGAGGCUUGCUUGGUGCUUGGUCGCAGCCUGGUGGGUUUUUUCAGCACACGCCCUACAAAGGCCAGAGCUCUCCCAAUAGAAGGGGACGCCUCCAGUCAUUAGAAUACAUCAAAGGCUCGGCUUAGCAUUUUGUCCGGUCUUACUUCCAGAACUUCUACAAUGAAGAUAAUUUAUAAAGUUGUUCUUCCCUACCUCUGUGGUUAUGUGCCACACACGCCGCUUUUAAGUGUUAAAACGGAGGAGAGAGCUACAAAGUGAACUUUUAUAACUUACUGAUAUUGGAGGGAUUGUGAAAGCUAUGUCCUUCAGAAGAUUAAAAGACAAUGUUAAUGGUAACAGACGAUGGAGCUUAAAGCCCAACUUUCAUCUGAAAUAUGUUCCUGAUGUUUACUUUUAUUGGGAAGAAGGGAGACCCAUGAAAUCUUUACUUGAUAUAAUGAGAAUUCUAAAUUUGAACCAGUAAACAGGGUCAAUAAAAUUUCACCUUUUUAGUUUUGGGAUCUUGGUGGUCAAAUGUUUAGCUCAUCAUUCUCCAUCUGUGACUCAUAGAGAAAACUUACACGUAUACUCACCUCCCUGUUCAAUCCUGUGGCACAGGACAGACGUGUGUUCCCAUUCUGGCCCAGUUAUGUUGUAACUUAGCUGUGUUUCAGGUGUAGUGGUAGUAAGCAAGAAAGUUUCACCACUGUAGUGUUGUGUCAAAAAGUUUUAUUUCAUCACACAGUGUUUUAAUAUAUGGCUUAGUGUGUAUUUCAUCUGAAUUGUUGGAGAUUUGCGCAUAACAUUUAAACUCAAUAAACUAAAUUUCUAAAUAGAA
Molecule: messenger RNA, 1202 nt
Organism: Erinaceus europaeus (western European hedgehog)
Lineage: Eukaryota; Metazoa; Chordata; Mammalia; Eulipotyphla; Erinaceidae
Gene: RNF7
Product: ring finger protein 7
Exons: 3
Coding region: 36-377 (113 amino acids)
Biological process (GO): anaphase-promoting complex-dependent catabolic process; protein ubiquitination
Cellular component (GO): nucleus; Cul5-RING ubiquitin ligase complex; anaphase-promoting complex
Molecular function (GO): zinc ion binding; cullin family protein binding; ubiquitin protein ligase activity
Source: RefSeq, a predicted model, not a curated record